Chelmon rostratus (copperband butterflyfish) is the source of this 1993-nucleotide messenger RNA. It is a transcript of the gene slc13a4, whose product is annotated as solute carrier family 13 member 4. Gene Ontology annotation, biological process: monoatomic anion transmembrane transport. The coding region runs from base 62 to 1993 and encodes 643 amino acids. The record is from RefSeq and is a predicted model, not a curated record. NCBI's taxonomy places the organism in Eukaryota, Metazoa, Chordata, Actinopteri, Chaetodontiformes, Chaetodontidae. Gene Ontology annotation, molecular function: transmembrane transporter activity. The transcript is spliced from 16 exons. Gene Ontology annotation, cellular component: membrane.
UGACUUUCAGAGCCGGUUCUGCUGAGUUGUGGCCGGUGCGACCCAGAGCCCCAGGUCACCCAUGAGGCUGGAGGCCGCAGCCAGGAUGGAUCUGUUCAGGAAGCUGUGGAAGGCGAGGAAGCUGAUCGUCGUGGUGUUCAUCCCGCUGUCCCUGCUUCCCUUGCCGCUCAUCCACCCCACCAGCGAGGCAUGCUGUGCGUACGUGCUGAUGGUGACAGCGGUCUACUGGGUGUCUGAGGCUGUUCCUCUUGGCGCUGCUGCUCUUGUUCCUGCCUUCCUCUACCCGCUCUUUGGGGUACUUAAAUCCAGCGAGGUGAGUCUCUCAGAGUAUUGUAAGGACACCACUCUGCUGCUGAUGGGAGUCAUCUGCCUGGCAGCCUCUAUAGAGAAGUGGAACCUGCACAAACGCAUCGCUCUGCGCAUGGUGAUGAUUGCAGGGGCCAAGCCUGGCAUGUUGGUGCUGGGUUUCAUGUGCUGCACAGUGUUUCUGUCCAUGUGGCUCAGCAACACGUCCACCACAGCCAUGGUGAUGCCAAUAGCCGAGGCCGUCCUGCAGCAGCUGAUCUGCACCGGCCUGGCCGACAGCCACAACGACUCUGAAACCACGGAGCCCCCAGAGGAUGACAGUGCUGUUUCAGACAAAGACGAGAACCUGGACAAAAACCAGCUGGAGCUGCUCUAUCGCAACGACAGCAGUGACUGCACUAAACAGGAGCUCUCGACGCUAAGUGAGGUCCAGACUGGGGAGGUAAAUGGUUUGGGUCUGAGGCCGGUCUCUAACCAAGAGUUCAUGAGACACACCAAUGGACACCUGCCUCAGGUCGCCAUCGAAAUCCCAAACGUGAAGCGGGUGAAGGCCAGGAGAGACUCCCAGUAUCCAACCAAGAGGGAUCACAUGAUCUGUAAAUGCCUUUCGCUCAGCAUCACCUACGCUGCUACGAUUGGCGGUCUCAUAACCAUCACCGGGACAUCAACCAACCUCAUCUUUGCUGAACAGUUUAACACCCGUUAUCCAGACGCAAAGGUGAUAAACUUCGGCACGUGGUUCAUCUUCAGCUUUCCCAUCGCCAUCAUCAUGCUGGUGCUCACCUGGCUCUGGCUGCACUUCCUCUUCCUCGGCUGCAACUUCAGGGAAACAUGCUCAUUGAGUAAGAAACGCAAAACCAGUCGAGAGAUGCUGUCAGAGAGGAGGAUCCACGAGGAGUAUGCGAAACUGGGACCUAUCAGCUACCCGGAGGUGGUGACCGGCGUUUUCUUCAUCCUGAUGACUCUGCUGUGGUUCACCAGAGAGCCUGGAUUUGUGCCCGGCUGGACAUCGCUCUUUGAGAAGAAAGGCUACAGGACAGAUGCAACAGUGUCCGUCCUUUUGGGUUUCCUGCUCUUCCUCAUCCCUGCCAGGAGACCCUUCUCCUCCUCCCCCUCCUCCAGCUAUAGAAACACAGAUGACGACGACCCGCUGGCUCCCAUGAUCACCUGGAAGGACUUCCAGAGACUGAUGCCAUGGGAGAUCGUCAUCCUGGUGGGAGGAGGCUAUGCAUUGGCUGCUGGUUGCAAGGUGUCAGGCCUGUCAGUGUGGAUCGGCAGACAGCUGGAGCCCAUGAGUGGUCUUCCUCCCUGGGCCGUCACCCUGCUGGCCUGCCUGCUGGUGUCUGCGGUCACAGAGUUUGCCUCCAACCCGGCAACUCUCACCGUCUUCCUGCCCAUCUUGUCAGCGCUGUCUGAGACGCUGCAGAUCAACCCCCUCCACACUUUGAUCCCAUCCACCAUGUGUGUGUCAUUCGGGGUCAUGCUUCCAGUGGGGAACCCCCCCAACGCCAUUGUCUUCAGUUACGGCCACGUGCAGAUCAGCGACAUGGUGAAAGCAGGCUUUGGGGUGAACCUGAUCGGCGUGGCGGUGGUGAUGCUGGCCAUCACCACGUGGGGGGUUCCCCUCUUCAACCUGACUGAGUUCCCAGCCUGGGCAGUGGCCAGGAACGUCACCGGGAGCUUAUAA